Tupaia belangeri chinensis (Chinese tree shrew) is the source of this 529-nucleotide messenger RNA. RefSeq names its product heat shock protein family B (small) member 9 (gene HSPB9). Bases 21 to 500 code for a protein of 159 amino acids. The record is from RefSeq and is a predicted model, not a curated record. The transcript has a single exon. Gene Ontology annotation, cellular component: nucleus; cytoplasm. Lineage: Eukaryota; Metazoa; Chordata; Mammalia; Scandentia; Tupaiidae.
AACAGCAGUUGCUCACUCGGAUGCAGCGGGUCGGUAGCAGUUUCUCCGAGAGCGGGGUGUCCUCCCGGCGUCCCAGCGUGGCCCUCGCUGAACAGAACCAGGUGGCCACACUGCCAGUGCGACUGCUCAGGGACCAGCCGGCAGCUGUGCUGGAUGACAGCCAUGUGGAAAACGGCUUCCAAGUGAAGAUGGAUGCCCAUGGCUUCACCCCGGAGGAGCUGGUGGUACGGGUGGACGGCCAACGCCUGGUGGUGACCGGUCAGCGGCGACUGGAGGGCUGCGACCCGGAGAGGGGCAGAUACCACAUGUCACAGAAGGUGCACCGGCAAAUGCGACUGCCACCCGACCUGGAUCCCACCGCCAUGACCUGCUGCCUGACCCCCUCUGGCCAGCUGUGGGUCCGAAGCCAGUGUGGGGUGGCACUGCCUCCCCCUGAAGCCCAAACAUGCCUGUCCCCAAGAUUCAGGAGCCACAGCUCCAAGGCUUCCAACCUAGCCUGACCCAGUAAACAACCCCGUGGUGUGCAGCA